ACCAAAUUUGCACCAUCAACACAACACCCCGCAAGCGGGAGCCUUGCGCUGCAUCCGACAAUGCACAGCCGCUUUCUGGCUAAGAAGCGGACUAUUUUGGAACAGCUUGACACUCCGGAUGAGGAGUAUCACGACCUCUCACCUAAGGGCUCCAUUGACCAGCCCAUACGUUCCUUGAUCAGCAACAUAAAUCGCCUCGAAGGUCUCGUAACGACUAGCAGUUGCUCUGGCAGAGUCAGUGUCUUCCUCGAGGGAAAGAAGAAGGGCGCCGACCCUCUAGAAGCUCCUCGUGAGGACGAAACUCGUCCCGCAGGUCCGGGAGGGAAAGGUGGAGGCUCCUGGCUUUUCGUUUCCCAUUCUCCCGUUCAAGUCAAGAAGACUGAAAACCAGAAUCAAUUGAUGGCGAUGUUUGGCCUGAGAAAUCCCAGCAAUGAGAACGAGAGGGCGCCCAGCAUUGAUUGCAGUUUCAUACACCUCAAAUUCGAGCCUAUGAUUCUUCACAUCUUAGCGGCAUCUAUGGUCGACUCCCAUCGAGUGCUCACCGCAGCGAUUGGUGCUGGCUUUCGUGAAAGUGGUGCUAUGAGCCUAGGUUCUUCGAAAUCUGGAGAGAGGAAUCCUAUGGUAGCCGUGCGGUCCACUGGGUACUCAUUCGAUUCCAUCAUAGGGUAUCAAAACGACCUUGGUGAUAGCAUUGCUAUGGUUGAUGAAGUGUACUUGCGAACCCUGGUUGAUAUUGCAAACGAUAGAUUCAGUGUCAACUCGCAACGCAUUGAUCGAUUCCGCUCAUCUCUACUUCGGCAAUUCAACCAGAGAGAGGCAGUGGAUGUCACUGUGCUGUCCACCCUGCCUAAAACUGUCAAGGCAGACUGGGAGCAAUCAGAAGCCAGGAGACAACGAAAAAGAGCAGAAGGAUUGAACAGGCAGCAAGCCUUGCACGCCCAAGAACUGGCAGAACCAGUCGCAAACUUGUUAGUUGCAAGAGAAGACGUGGAGGUUCACAAUUUGUUCGACCACUAGCAUGUCAGGACACGAUGGACGCGAUACUGCAUGCUGUCACCUACAAUGGAUGAAUCUAAUAUGCAACACGAAAUAGCAUCCUAUUAAUGGUCUCCCUCAUCAUAGCAACAGGCUUGAUAAAUGAAGUCUAUCCUGAUUUUGUUCCGUGGUAGGGGUAAAAUGUUGUUUUCGGACACUUUCUCCCUUGCCUACUUAGGUAACGAGAAUUUUUCUUACGGGACGGGCCGUACAAGUCUCCGAAACGUUUCAAAAACCCCUAUCACAAAAAUAUAACCAGAAGGUAGAAAGCAGGUGUCCCUCGACAUUUCAGCCAAUAGGAGAAAUGGCCUAAAAUGUCUCCGAGCUAGUCGGCGACUUCAAGAUUCAGGUGACUUCACUUGUACACAGGCAGUCCACAUAUAAAGAG
Molecule: messenger RNA, 1423 nt
Organism: Lindgomyces ingoldianus
Lineage: Eukaryota; Fungi; Ascomycota; Dothideomycetes; Pleosporales; Lindgomycetaceae
Exons: 2
Coding region: 61-1017 (318 amino acids)
Biological process (GO): tRNA methylation
Cellular component (GO): cytoplasm
Molecular function (GO): tRNA methyltransferase activity
Source: RefSeq, a predicted model, not a curated record